Molecule: messenger RNA, 555 nt
Organism: Quercus robur (English oak)
Lineage: Eukaryota; Viridiplantae; Streptophyta; Magnoliopsida; Fagales; Fagaceae
Product: disease resistance protein RUN1-like
Exons: 2
Coding region: 1-543 (180 amino acids)
Source: RefSeq, a predicted model, not a curated record
AUGGAGUCUCUUGAGAUCCUUAUUCUUUCUGGUUGCUCAAAUUUAAAAAGAAUUCCAGUGUUUGGAGAAAAUAUGGAAAGUGUAUUAGAACUUUACUUGGAUGACACUGCUAUUACAAAAUUACCCACAUCAAUUGGGAAUUUGACUGGCCUUGCUUCAUUGAAUGUAAAAGAUUGCAAAAAUCUCAUGUCUCUUCCUAGUACCUUUUUAAAUAUGAAGCGGCUUAAAGAUCUCAAUCUUUCUGGAUGCUCAAAACUAGAAAAUUUGGUGACUAAGAAAAGUGCAGAGGAGGUUGAUGUGAGUGGAACUGCCACAGGACUUUUGCCUUAUUCCAAUGCUCUUUUUCGAACUCUUAAAAAACUAGCUUUCAGUGGAUUUAUGCCUAGAAGUCCCAAUUGCAUGGGCUUGUUAUCGACUUCUUUAUCGGGGUCGGGUCCUGGAAUAAGCAGAUUAUGGGUAUCAGAUCUAUGUCAUCUAAAAGGGAAGCAACUUUCAUUUCACUUAGAGAAGCGGAGAUGGCAGUCAAGAGAAAGGGGUUCAUAGUGUCAUUGGGGA